UUUCCAAUUCCUAAAAUGAUUCACCAGGAAAUGGAUAUUGAUCAUGAGUGGGUUUUCCUGCCUGAUAAUAAUUUCCUGGAUAUCAAUCAGGAUGGUGAAAAAAAAGUUCAUGGAGGAAAAAGAAAUUCUGACACAAAACUUGUUUUCCUGACAGAUUACUUCAACAAGGAACAGCCUCCACCAUCAGGAAAUUCAAGGAGGGUCCCUAAACAGGUUGUUCCAGUUUCAUUUCCAUUGGAACAAAGAAUCUUUAAGGCUCCAGAAAAUGAGCUGGGGGAGGAAACUACCACAAGGGUGCCUAUUGAUGUCACUUCUACGCCAGCCAUGAUCCCUGAGAAGAUCGAAGAACUUGAUAUUGGAUCAUUUGAAGGUGGUAAAGAAGUGAAGACACAAGUUUGCUUUAGGAAACCAACUUACAAUGAAUCUGUCGACAUGACCAACAAAAUGGACUCACCAAAGUCCACUACUAGGGGAAUUAUUCCUCAAAUUGAUGCAGCAGGUACGUUUAAUUUUGAUGAAAAAGGUGAGGUUUUGGAGAACAUGACUUCCCCAAGAAAGAAAGAUUUGGUGGAAAAGAAAUUUGAGAUCAAAGAAGAUGUCACCUGGGAGGAGAACUCUGGUGGCCUUAAUUUAUGGAAAUGGAGCUUAACUGGUAUUGGAGCCAUCUGUUCUUUUGGUGUUGCUGCUGCUACCUUUUUUAUCAUCGUAUUGGGAAGUCAACAAAGACACAAACAGCAACAUCAGAACCAGAAGCUGCUUUUCCAGCGUUACACUGAUGACAAGACGAUGAAGCAAGUGGUUCAUCAUGCAACCAAACUCAAUGAAGCAAUUUCUGCAGCUAGAGGAGUUCCAAUCACCAGAGCUCACAUAACAUUUGGUGGUCAUUAUGAUGGUCUUUAAAGCACUGCCUUCUAGAGAAUCCGGAACCGUUCACCGGCUUGAUCAAUUGUUUGUGAAGUGUGAUGGAUUUGCCAUGCCAGUUCUACAAGAUUCAUAUAGUGUGUCUGUUUUUGUACAUAAUAUGGAUGCUUAUUAUAUGGAUUCUGAAUCCUGUUUGGUACUCCUGAAUUUCUAUAUUUUUGUGUCUAUUUAGCCACUUAAUAGUUUCAACUGUGGGAGGUGACCUUAGUGAAAUGUCUACAAAUUCACCACUUGCUAAAGUAUAUGAUCAAAGGAAUCAAACUGAAGGCAGAAAUUGUCAUGACAAUAAAAUCUUACCAAGAUUAUCAUU
Messenger RNA from Durio zibethinus, 1231 nucleotides. The record is from RefSeq and is a predicted model, not a curated record. NCBI's taxonomy places the organism in Eukaryota, Viridiplantae, Streptophyta, Magnoliopsida, Malvales, Malvaceae.